Molecule: messenger RNA, 603 nt
Organism: Solanum dulcamara
Lineage: Eukaryota; Viridiplantae; Streptophyta; Magnoliopsida; Solanales; Solanaceae
Exons: 3
Coding region: 14-349 (111 amino acids)
Source: RefSeq, a predicted model, not a curated record
UCUUGAAGAUUUGAUGUUACGGAUUUUGAUUGGAGCUUACUGCAUGGUGUGUGUAUGUGAGGUUCCUCAGGAUGGAGAAUUCGACAUUCCUUUUCCUCAUGACCUUGAAGUCUGCAGUGUUUGCAAUAUCUUGCUUGGCCUUGUCUUGUUUGUUGUGGCCAAAUCUACUGUUAGCGAUUUUCCAACUGCUGUUGCAAUGGAAAAAACAGUCUCUUUAACAAAGAAAUUUGGAGGCAGUUCAGGAAAGCUUAUCCACGCUACUACACAUGAGGUCUCUUCCUUUGGAUUGAACCAUGGAUUCUAUAUGAAAGAUCUCAUUUGGCAAUAUCUAUCAUGUACUUUUAGAUAGUAGACAGGGGUAGACAUCAUUUUAACAUAGUCUUCUAGAAAGUUUAGACGAAUCAGAAUAUGUCUUUCAUCAAGUACUCCUAUGAUUGGUACUCCUUUAAUUCCACACUGUAUUGGAAUUACUCUCCUUAGUUCUUUAAUAUCAAUGUUGUCAUAUGAAAACUUACCUACCACUGCAUAUUGUAGUUUCUCCUUUUCAAUCAUUUGUUGUAUCUCAUUUGAUUUCCAGGCAAUAAAAGGCUCCCCAUUGCUGUA